Messenger RNA from Penicillium odoratum, 678 nucleotides. RefSeq names its product high-affinity Cu transporter CTR3. Gene Ontology annotation, biological process: copper ion transmembrane transport. Gene Ontology annotation, molecular function: copper ion transmembrane transporter activity. The coding region runs from base 1 to 678 and encodes 225 amino acids. Gene Ontology annotation, cellular component: membrane. The transcript is spliced from 2 exons. NCBI's taxonomy places the organism in Eukaryota, Fungi, Ascomycota, Eurotiomycetes, Eurotiales, Aspergillaceae. The record is from RefSeq and is a predicted model, not a curated record.
AUGUCUACUGCCUCCACUAUGUCAGGAACCAUGCCUACUGGUAUGAUGCCUCUCAGUAGCAUGCCCACUGGUAUCUCAGCCAUGCCCAGUAUGCCUGGCUUCCUCGCUCGCUCGUGGCAUAUCCGCUCUACCGGCGCGUUUGCUGGCUCUUGCAUCUGUGUUAUUUUUCUGGUGAUGAUCCUGGAAUCUCUCCGCCGAGCUGGCCGAAUCUAUGAAGCCUUCAUCCUACGCCGAGCUCGUCUUCGUCAUCUGCACCUCUCUGGUCUGUCUUCCACUAUCCCAGCCCGUCAAGGUGUCAAGGCGAGGUUCCAAAGCAUCAUCACAAGUACAAAGACCAAUGCUGGCAAUCCGUCUAACGAUGAUCUUAUCACUCCUGUCAUGGGCAACUCCUCGCGAGUAAAAGCUUCGGACGAAAGCAACGGAACGCACAGCGGUACUAUCUCGGGUGUCAACGAAAUUCCUCCCCAGACCGGUCUUGCCAACUUUCAUCCCUACCGUCCUUCGCCCAUAGAGCAAAUUGUUCGAGCUUUGUUGCACACGAUGCAGUUUGCCGUCGCAUACAUCGUUAUGCUGCUUGCCAUGUACUACAACGGGUACAUCAUUAUCUGCAUCUUCAUUGGUGCUUUCCUCGGGUCGCUCAUCUUUUCUUGGGAGCCUGUGACGCUUGCGAAGGAGUGA